AUGGGUCGGCUCGACCGGAGUGAUACCACGGCCUCACAGAAAAGCGGCGUGAAACAACCACAGCAUGUUUCGCCGUUAUGUCGUUGUCCUCAGAGCACGAUGCCCACGGACGUGGCCGGAGGGUGCGUGAACAAGGCGUUCGAGGGCGCUGACGAUGGAUUCCACACCAUAGACCUCCGGACUGGCCGGCGGGACGACGAUAACCAGACUAGAGUCCAGGCCUCAACAGAAGCUGAACCAGUGUCUUCGAAGCAAACUGCUCAUGAUGAUGAGCAUUCCCUCAAGUGCGGUUGGGGCAUGUUCCGACCUUUAUGGCUGCAGCGGUUCAGGACUGCCAAAUGGGCGCUGUUCUGGCUCUGCUGGGCUGGGGCCAUACAAGGUAUGGUGGUAAAUGGGUUCGUGAACGUGGUGAUCACGACGAUUGAGAAGAGGUUCGGCUUGAGGUCCAUGCAGACUGGCGUCAUAGCUGGAGGUUACGACAUGGCAUCGUUCGCGUGUCUGGCUCCAGUCACAUACCUGGGCGGUCGCACUGGUUCCUCAAAGCCGCGCUGGCUGGGACUAGGAGUGCUCCUAAUGGGCACGGGGUCCUUACUCUUCGCUCUGCCACAUUUCCUUGUACCUAACUAUAAAAUAGCUGGAAAUGAACCUGCAGACUUAUGUACUCCUAAUAGGACGUUGACAGACAGUUGCGAUGGUAACGUACCGUCGGAGGGCGGCGCGUGGGCAGUUGCAGUGUUCGUGUUCGCGCAACUGUUGCACGGCGCGGGCGCAACACCACUGUUCACGCUCGGCGUCACCUACAUAGACGAGAACGUGUCGAAAAAGAUGUCUUCAGUUUAUUUAGGUGUAUACUACACAAUGGCGGUGGUGGGCCCAGCCAUGGGCUAUGUGAUCGGUGGACAAAUGCUAACAAUCUACACAGACUUCCUCAGUGUCGACUCCGACGCGUUAGGCGUAACUCCUGUCAGCUCAGUAUGGAUUGGUGCUUGGUGGAUAGGGUUCAUUCUAUCUGCUAUUCUGUGCCUCAUCGUGGCUAUACCCUUGAUGGCCUUUCCUCAUGAACUGCCUGGCGCAGCUGAAAUUAGGGCAUCGAAGGUAUCCGAAGCGCAUGAAGGAGCUGCAUCCAAGUCAGCAGCAUUUAGCGCUUUGCACGAGCUGCCUCGUGCCGCAGCCGCCUUGCUCCGAAACCCCACUUUCUUAUUCCUAAACCUGGCAGGGGCCACAGAAGGCAUGCUCAUAUCAGGUUUCGCUGCUUUCCUGCCAAAGCUGAUUGAGAACCAGUUUGCUGUCAACGCUUCAGAAGCUGCUUUACUUUUGGGAGUGAUCACAGUACCGGCGGGAGGAGGUGGCACAUUCCUCGGCGGAUGGCUAGUGAAGCGCUGGCAGUUGGCGUGCGCCGGCAUCAUCAAGCUGUGCGUGGCAGCCACCGUGGUGGCGGCUGCCUUCACCUUCGGGUUCAUCCUCACUUGUGACGACUACCCCUUCGCGGGGGUUACUGUCAUGUACAACAGUCCUUCAGUGCCAGGUGCCGACAGCCUCACAGCUAUGUGUAACACAGACUGCUCGUGUAUCAACGCUCCGUACUCGCCCGUAUGCGGAGCUGAUGGCAACGUGUACUACUCAGCUUGCCACGCUGGUUGUACCAGGCAGACCCUCGCAGGAGCUGCCCAGCUCUUUCACCAGUGCUCCUGUGUACUCACUAAAGAAAAUAUGACGCUACCGACGUAUGAACUUGAAGGAGAAGCAAACUCGACGAUUUCCUACGAGGCCAUAAAUAGCAUCUGCUCAACGGACUGUCCACUCCUCUGGGUGUUCGUCUGCAUGUCGUUCGGAGUCAUGCUGUUCACGUUCCUGGCUACCAUGCCUGCCUUGUCAGCUACAUUGAGGUGUGUUCGAGAAGACCAGCGUUCUUUCGCAUUAGGCAUACAAUGGAUCAAAGUCCGUCUGCUGGGUACGAUCCCUGCGCCUCUACUGUUUGGGUACCUCAUCGACCUCUCAUGCUCCCUGUGGUCCACCUCUUGCAACAAGACGGGCGCCUGCUUGCAGUAUGACAAUAUUAAUAUGAGCAGGUACAUGCUAGGUAUUGCGUUGGUGGGAAAACUCUGUUCUUUGCUGUUCUUCUUCCUAGCAUGGUGGUUCUAUCGUCCACCGGGCAGCAAGAACGGGAACGCUGUAGUUCCAUCAGUAGACCUAGUCGUAUGCGCCGAAAAGACCAAUGGAAACGUCACGAAUGUGGCAAAUGGAACAUUGGAGAGAGGCAGUAAUGGGUACUGCAAUGCGGCAUUAGAAUGUAGUGACCAUUUGUAAGGUAGUUUUAAAGACUGUUGUAUUAUACCGGAUGCCGAAGGUAAAUAUUUGUCUGAAUAAUUUUGGUUCAGUGAGAGUACGGGUUAAGCAGGACCGGCUGCGAAAGUGUAGAGGCUAAUCCAAUAAGGCCAUAACGUGAAGAUCCAAAUGUUUUCUAGGACAAUCUCGAAUGUUAGAGUGUAUGUAUUUACUAAUCGAUCGAAAGCGAAACAAAGACGUGUGACUGUAUGAACAUUUUACUUUAUAAAAUGGUUCAGUAAGCGGUUAUCCUACCUAGGACAUAGGUAGUACGAGUAAUACCUAACUUAACACACACAUAACAAAUUCAUUUUAUCUAUUAUUAAAAAUAAUUAUUUAGUUGUAUGUAAUAUAUUUCAAUGCAAGAAUUACUUGAGUCCUGUGGUUGAUGUUGAAUAAUAGUUAUUGAUGAAAUAAUUGUUUACAUUCCAAAAUAAUAAUAGUUCUGUUGUAAAAUAUCUGUGAUGUAAUAGUUUGUAGAUAAUUGUAAGUAUAUCGCCGAUAUCAGGACCUCGUAAUAUAUCGUAGAUCUGUACACAACUACUUAAGUUUACGUGUAUUUGGGGUACAUGCUUUAUUAUUUAAAUAAUAUAAUAAGUGGAAGGAUCUCCCA
Molecule: messenger RNA, 2938 nt
Organism: Spodoptera exigua (beet armyworm)
Lineage: Eukaryota; Metazoa; Arthropoda; Insecta; Lepidoptera; Noctuidae
Source: the annotation of a GenBank genome assembly